UUUAAAUUACGUAGUUAAAAAAUGAAAAAAAGUGAUAGAUGUAAAAAUAUAGCUAAAUUGGAACAAUAUGUCAUUUUGUAUAUAUAAAAGAAAGAAAGAAGGAUAGCAUAUAUCCAUGUAUUUGUAUUUACGUAGGCAUUUAAAGAUUUAUUUACAUUAAUUGUUGAGUUUUUAAUUAAUGGAAUGAUAUUGUUCUAUUUCUGAAUAAUUGUGUUUAAUUAGUAAUAUACAUUAAGUAAUGUAUAGUUAACAUAGAUUUUUAUAUUAAGGAGAAUUGUGUAGUGCAUCAAACCUAACCAAUGAAAUGGCGUUUCAAGAAAUUUAUAUAAUUAAAUUUCAUUGAUAAGAAUAAUACCGAGCACAUUGUAUCAUUCAAGUGUACAUACAAAUUAAGUGAAAUGCAUAUUCUGGUAUAUAUUCUAAACAUUCAUAAAGAAUGGCAGAGAAAGAGGCAAAAAUUGAAUACGUGACAGAACCAUGUCCUAUCAAGCCACGUAAAAUAGGACCACAAAACAUAGUGAUACGUCUAAAGCGCCGGGAAACAUUUGGUUGUCCUUAUCCAGGAACACACGUUCAUAAUGCUAGACAGUUUUAUCAAAAUAUUUUUCCAAAUUUCACUGUCAUGAACGUAGAGAAACCUCCAUGUUUCCUCAGAAAGUUUAGUCCUGAUGGUCGUUACUUAAUUGCCUUUAGUGCAGAUCAAACUUCCAUAGAAGUUUAUGAAUAUCGUGGUGCAUCUGCAGCUGCUGAUUUAUUAGCAAAUUGUGAAGGAGAAUACAUUGGUCAUAAAAAUGAUGAAUAUAGUUUUCAAAUUAGAAGUAACAUUUUCAGUCGUUUUUUUAAAGCCAAAUGGAUUGUGAAUGUAGUUCAAAGUAAUGAGCAGUUAAACAGAGAAUGUAGUCUAUUUACCGAUGAUGGUAGAUAUGUAAUCGUUGGUUCAGCUGCCCAUAUUCCAGAUGAAUUGAGACCACAUUUUUAUCAGAUUUAUACCAACAACGAAGCAUUGACUCCAAAUCCUAGAUCACCACUUGAAGAUUAUAGUUUACAUCUUGUUGAUUUACGUGGGGGCAAAUUAUGCGAUACUAGACAUUUUAAAGUGGACAAAAUAUAUUUAUCACACAAUCAAGGUCUCUAUUUGUACAAAGAUAUACUGGCAGUAUUAUCUGUACAACAUCAAACUAUUCAUAUAUUUCAAAUUCUUGAUGGAAUGUUUAUCAAUGUUAGGACAAUAGGAAGGUACCAUAUAUGUACUCAGUUCUGUUUAGAGGAUGAUGCCUAUUUAGUUACAAGUGCUUACCCAGGAGUAAAUUGCCGCCCAUUUAGGGAUGUUACAAUAAAUAGUCUGAAGCACAAAUUAUUAGUAUACCUAUAUAAAAGAGCAGCGUAUAUUAGUGAUACAACAAAGGAUCCAUACGAAUUAAGACGUUUCUAUCAAUAUUUUGACCAAUUGAACGCAUUACGAAUGUGGAAGAUGCAAUUAUUAGAUACAAACCACAUACUUGUAAGAUAUGCAAGUGAAGAAGUGGCAACGCUUCAAGCAAAUGAACCUAAUGCGCAACCCGCGCUUUUAGUAGUAUAUGACAUGGUUACUGCCAAAAUAUUGGCUGCAUACGAUAAUGCGUCUACACAAUUAUUAACACAAUUUGAAAAUUUCAGCGAUUUCUUCAGAAAUGCGAGAAUGAGUACCGACUGUCAGUAUAUGUGUUCUCCGUCUAAUAACAUAUAUGCAAGAUUGUUACAACAAAGAUUCAAACAAACAAUUGUAAGUGCUAGAUAUGGAGGGGUUACAGAGGCUACAAAAAGAUUACUUGCUCAAUUGCCAAUAUGUGCGCAAUCCUACUCUAGUUCUCCGUAUCUAGAUUUAUCUCUAUUUUGUUACGACGACAAAUGGGUAUCGAUGAUGGAGCGUCCCAAAGCAUGCGGUGAACAUCCUAUACGGUUUUAUGCCCGAGAUUCUGGUCUUUUAAAGUUUCGAAUGUAUGCGGGAAUGUUAGGUCGUACGACACCUACAGCUGCGAGACGAUUAGUCGCAUUUACUUUCCAUCCGACAGACCCAUUUGCUAUUUCAGUUCAACGAACCAAUGCAGAAUAUAUUGUCAGUUUUCACGUUAGACACGUUUAAACUUUCGUCGAAAUGUCUUAAGAGUCAUAUUAUUUUUAUACUUUCCUUUUUAAUAAAAUUGAUCUCAUAAUAAAUUUUUAAUAUCAAUAACUGACAUUUUGGAAAAUUUUUUAAGAAACAUAUUUACUAUCAUUUUUUAAAAGAAUCAUAAUUGGUUUUCACAAUUCAUUACUAUCUUUACAAAUUUCAAUUCAAAACUGUUAACUGAUCAAAAAUAUUAUGACUAAUUAGGUGCCAGAAAUAAAUGGUGUAAGAAAUUAGUAAAAAAACGUUUGUUACAGAGCUAUUUUUAGCUCAUAAUGCCUUUCUAGUUAAACCAUUCAUUUGAAUAUCCUGCUUUAAAGUCCUGAUAUAAAUUUCGAUUAUCAUAAUCACUGUAAGAAGAAAAAGAGAAUAGACAGGGUGGUACAUAUGAACAUUUAAGAAAAGGUGUAAAAACCUUAAUUAUAUGUACAAUAUUUCACUUGAUACCAAAAUUUGAAACAAAAUCGUUCUUUUGUAUAACAAAAUGUAUAUUUUUUGUAUAUUAAUUAUUCUGUGAAUUCUUUUUAAUGUUCUGUACAUA
Megachile rotundata (alfalfa leafcutting bee) is the source of this 2687-nucleotide messenger RNA. It is a transcript of the gene abo, whose product is annotated as de-etiolated protein 1 abo. The record is from RefSeq and is a predicted model, not a curated record. Gene Ontology annotation, biological process: positive regulation of proteasomal ubiquitin-dependent protein catabolic process; protein ubiquitination. Lineage: Eukaryota; Metazoa; Arthropoda; Insecta; Hymenoptera; Megachilidae. Gene Ontology annotation, molecular function: ubiquitin protein ligase binding; ubiquitin-like ligase-substrate adaptor activity. Gene Ontology annotation, cellular component: cullin-RING ubiquitin ligase complex; nucleus.